UAGCUCAUGAUGAAUCUUUGGAUAUAAAAAUUUGCCAAGGAUUGAGACCAAGUUCUGAUUAUAAGGUUCCAUUUCCAAUUCUAGAUAACAUUAGACAAUGCUUGGACGCAGUUCCUUUAAAACGUCCCACAGCAGAAAAUUUAUAUAAUGCGAAACUAUUAAUAGCGGACCGAUCAUUUAUAAUCAAAUUAAUGACGUUGAAGACUUUAUAUGAAAGGGAUCGAAGAAAAUAG
Messenger RNA from Funneliformis caledonium, 233 nucleotides. The record is from the annotation of a GenBank genome assembly. NCBI's taxonomy places the organism in Eukaryota, Fungi, Glomeromycota, Glomeromycetes, Glomerales, Glomeraceae.